AUGGCGCUCUCUGGGCGGCUGGCACGCCGAACAACUUCUCUCCUCCGCCAAUCCCCAUCCACAGCUCCUUCACUAACAUCCCGGAGCUUCAUCACUCGUGCCACUCCCUCGCUAUGCGCUCUCCGGAGCAGCAAACCUUCACAGCCAGAUCCCAGACAGCUACGAGCCUUUUCAAGGUCCGUUGCUGCGAGGAUAGAAAGCCAAGAAGCUCCAAAUGCGCAGGCCUACCUCAACAGCGGCGCAAUUGCCGGCGCGAGGGAUCUGGUAGAUGUCAAAAAGGUUCUGGUCAUAGGCAGUGGAGGCUUGAGUAUUGGCCAGGCAGGGGAAUUUGACUAUUCUGGUUCCCAAGCCCUCAAGGCCCUCAAAGAAGCUGGCGUGCAGUCGGUGCUAAUCAACCCCAACAUUGCUACCAUCCAAACCUCUCACGUCCUUGCCGAUGAGAUAUACUACCUGCCCGUUACGCCUGAAUACGUCACCUACGUGAUUGAGAGAGAAAGGCCCGAUGGCAUCUUUCUCAGCUUCGGCGGGCAAACCGCCCUCAACCUCGGUGUCCGCAUGAAUAAGAUGGGGAUAUUUGAGCGGUACGGUGUGAAGGUCUUGGGUACCAGCGUCAAGACGCUGGAGACUAGUGAGGACCGUGACCUCUUCGCGAAGGCCCUGGGCGAAAUCAACAUUCCCAUUGCGGAGUCAAUUGCUGUUGCCACCGUUGAUGAUGCUCUUAAAGCCGCGGAGACUGUCGGCUACCCCAUCAUUGUACGCGCGGCGUAUGCGCUGGGUGGCUUAGGAUCUGGCUUUGCAAAUGAUCCCGAAGAACUCCGAAACCUGUCCGCACGUUCCCUGACGCUUUCGCCUCAGAUUCUUGUCGAGAAGUCUCUCAAGGGUUGGAAAGAGGCGGAAUACGAGGUGGUGCGUGAUGCAAGCGACAACUGCAUCACCGUCUGCAACAUGGAAAACUUCGAUCCGCUCGGUGUCCAUACAGGAGACAGUAUAGUCGUCUCGCCCAGCCAGACCUUUAGCGAUGAAGAGUAUCACAUGCUCCGGUCCGCGUCCAUCAAGAUUGUGCGACAUCUCGGCGUUGUUGGCGAGUGCAAUGUGCAGUACGCUCUUCAGCCUGACGGGCUUGACUAUAGGGUCAUUGAGGUGAACGCGCGUUUAUCGCGAUCAUCAGCUCUUGCUUCCAAGGCUACCGGUUACCCUCUUGCCUAUACCGCAGCGAAGAUUGGGCUAGGUCACACACUACCCGAACUCCCCAAUGCAGUCACCAAGACAACAACAGCCAACUUCGAGCCCAGCUUGGACUACAUCGUCACAAAGAUGCCCCGAUGGGACUUGAGCAAGUUCCAAAACGUGAAGCGGGAUAUUGGCAGCUCGAUGAAGUCCGUUGGCGAAGUCAUGGCUAUCGGCAGAACAUUCGAGGAGUCCUUCCAGAAGGCCUGUCGGCAAGUCGACCCCAAGUUCUUGGGCUUCCAGGGCGACAAGUUUGAUGACCUUGACGACGUGCUGCGGAACCCCACCGACAGACGGUGGCUUGCUGUCGGUCAAGCCAUGUUUCACGAAGGGUACUCUGUAGACAAGGUACAUGAUCUGACCAAGAUUGACAAAUGGUUCCUGUACAAGCUGCAGAACAUCGUUGAUUGCACGCAUGAACUUGAGGAUAUAGGCAGCCUCUUCGGCCUGAAGAAAGAGCUUCUCAUGAAGGCAAAGAAGAUGGGCUUCUCAGACAAGCAGAUUGCAAAGGCGGUCGGCAGCAGCGAGGAUAACGUUCGAGCGCGCAGGAAGAGCUUCGGUAUCAGGCCGUAUGUCAAGAAGAUCGAUACCCUUGCCGCAGAAUUCCCAGCCGAGACCAACUACCUUUAUACGACCUACAACGCCACCUCGCACGAUGUCGACUUUAAGGAUCACGGUAUCCUCGUUCUUGGAAGCGGUGUCUACAGGAUUGGCAGUUCCGUUGAGUUCGAUUGGUGUGCAGUCAACGCUACGCUAUCACUAAACAAGCUUGGCAAGAAGACUGUCAUGAUCAACUACAACCCAGAAACCUACUCAACCGACUUUGAUGUUGCGGAUAGGCUCUAUUUUGAAGAGCUGAGCUACGAGCGUGUCAUGGAUAUCUACGAGCUUGAAUCCGCGAGCGGCGUUGUGGUCUCGGUGGGAGGUCAGUUACCGCAAAAUAUCGCGCUGAAACUCCAAGAAACCGGCAAGGCCAAGGUACUCGGUACAGACCCGACCGACAUCGACAAAGCCGAAGAUCGCCAUAAGUUCUCUCAAAUCCUUGACUCGAUAGGCGUAGACCAACCGGCCUGGAAGGAGCUCAGCUCGGUGGAAGAGGCACAGAAGUUUGCCGAAUCGGUCGGCUACCCCGUCCUCGUCCGACCUAGUUAUGUCCUCUCCGGCGCCGCCAUGACUGUCAUCCGCUCCGAAGGCGAGCUAAGGGACAAGCUUGUUGCUGCUGCCGAUGUCUCUCCCGACCACCCCGUUGUCAUAACCCAAUAUAUAGAAGGCGCACAAGAGAUCGAUGUCGAUGCCGUCGCCUCUAAUGGCCACCUCCUCGUUCACGCGAUAUCUGAACACGUUGAGAACGCCGGCGUACAUUCCGGUGACGCGACUCUAGUCCUGCCGCCUGUCAACCUCGACAAGCGCACCCUCGAGCGGCUCAAGGAGGUCGCGGAGAAGGUCGCUAAAGCUUGGAGUAUCACUGGCCCCUUCAACAUGCAGAUCAUCAAAGCCGAUGAUCCCGAAGGCGGCGACUCGGCCCUCAAGGUUAUCGAAUGCAACCUCCGUGCUUCCCGCUCCUUCCCGUUCUCCAGCAAAGUCCUCGGCACAAACUUCAUCGACGUUGCCACCAGAGCACUCGUCGGCCGCGACGUGCCUGAGCCGGUUGACUUGAUGGCGCAGAAGCGCGAUUUCGUCGCAACGAAGGUUCCGCAGUUUUCAUGGACCAGGCUCGCGGGCGCGGACCCUUACUUGGGCGUUGAGAUGUCGAGCACGGGCGAGAUGGCUUGCUUUGGGCACAAUCUGGUCGAGGCGUACUGGACGUCUAUGCAGAGCACGAUGAACUUCCGGCUCCCCGAGCCGGGCGAAGGACUGUUAUUCGGUGGCGAUACGACAAAGAUUGAACUAGCGAAGAUCGUCGACUACCUGAAUCCCCUGGGCUACAAGUUCUACGCGGCAAAUGAAGAGGUUAAGAACCAUCUGGAGCAUGGCUCGAAAGACGGAUCUGUAAGCGUCGAAGUGAUUGAGUUCCCAAAGGAGGACAAGAGGGCGCUGCGGGAGGUGUUCCAGAAGUACGACAUCAGGGGCGUGUUCAACCUGGCUAAGGCCAGAGCAAGUAGUCUCGUGGACGAGGACUACGUGAUGAGGAGGAAUGCGGUGGAUUUCGGGGUGCCGUUGUUCAUGGAGCCGAAGACCGCCGUCCUCUUUGCACAAUGCAUGAGCGAGAAGUUGCCGAGGAAGGAGGGAAUCCCGCCAGAGAUCAAGCGAUGGAGCGAGUUUAUCGGUGGAAAGCCGUUGUAG
Molecule: messenger RNA, 3510 nt
Organism: Coniosporium apollinis CBS 100218
Lineage: Eukaryota; Fungi; Ascomycota; Dothideomycetes
Product: carbamoyl-phosphate synthase arginine-specific large chain
Exons: 3
Coding region: 1-3510 (1169 amino acids)
Biological process (GO): L-citrulline biosynthetic process; 'de novo' pyrimidine nucleobase biosynthetic process; UTP biosynthetic process
Cellular component (GO): cytosol; cytoplasm
Molecular function (GO): aspartate carbamoyltransferase activity; metal ion binding; dihydroorotase activity
Source: RefSeq, a predicted model, not a curated record